UUCACUCCCCUUCUUCUUCUUCCUGGUGGCAUUCGUGGGAGCCUUGCUUUUGCUACAAUUCCAGCAUUGGAAAAAAUGAUCCGAGCGCUUUCCACCACACCCUCUCCCCUGCCUCGCGUGAAGCUCCUCUUCUUACGCAGCUUCUCCCUCUCCUCCUCUCCACAGCCCACCUCGGACCUCCCCGACUUGUCGCCCGCCUCCGUCUGCGAGGCCCUCUCCGGCUACGCCAACGACUGGAAGAAAGCCCUCGACUUCUUCAACUGGGCCGAGCGGCGGUGCGGCUUCCGGCACACGACCGGCACCUACAACCGCUUGAUCGACAUCUUGGGUAAGUUCUUCGAGUUCGACCUCUCUUGGAGCUUGAUUGAACGAAUGCGUGACGACCCGCUCUCGUUCCCCGACCACGUCACGUUCCGGAUCGUGUUCAAGCGGUACGCGAGCGCCCAUCUGGUCGAUGAAGCCGCCAGGGCGUACGGUAAGCUCGACGAGUUCGGUCUGGAGGGCGAGACGGGUUAUUACAAUUUGGUCGACGCCUUGUGCGAGUACAAGCACGUGAUGGAAGCUCAUGAACUCUGCUUCGGCAAGGACAAGAGGGCGGACUUGGGUUUCGAGGUCGAUGAGACGAAGAUCUGUAACGUGAUUCUUCGCGGGUGGUUCAAGAUGGGGUGGUGGAGCAAGUGCAGGGAAUUCUGGGAAGAGAUGGACAAACAGGGUAUCAAGAAGGACUUGCAUUCGUACUCGAUUUACAUGGACAUCGAGUGCAAGCGACGUAAGCCAUAUAAGGCUGUGAAGCUGUACAAGGAGAUGAAGAGGAAGGGGAUUAAGCUCGAUGUCGUGGCAUAUAACACGGUCAUUCGCGCCGUCGGGCUCUCGGAAGGCGUGGACUUCGCGAUUAGGUUGUGUAGGGAGAUGAGAGAAUUGGGUUGUGAGCCCAAUGUGGUGACAUACAACACCAUCAUCAAGCUCUUGUGUGAGAAUGGCAGGGUUCAGGAUGCAUAUAAGGUGCUCGAUGAAAUGCGCAAGGGCGGUUGUAAGCCGAAUGUGGUUACAUACAACUGCCUUUUUGGGUCUUUGGAGAAGCCCAGAGAGAUACUGAGAUUGUUGGAUAGGAUGAUCGGGAGCGGGAUCGAUCCUAGGAUGGACACGUACGUGAUGCUCAUGAGGAAGUUUGGGAGGUGGGGAUUUCUCAGGCCUGUCUUAACGUUAUGGAAUAAGAUGGAGGAACUAGGAGCUAGCCCCGAUGAAUCUGCAUACAAUGCCUUGAUCGAUGCUUUGGUGGACAAAGGUAUGAUAGAUAUGGCUCGAAAGUAUGACGAGGAGAUGCUUGCGAAAGGUCUUUCCCCGAAGCCUAGGGCAGAGCUGGCACCAAAAUCAGGGGAUGGUUCUUGAUGGUCAAAGCUUCCGAACACCAUGUUAAACGUAGGUUACAUGCAGCAUGGAUUGCUCCAGUGGAACGAAAACAGUAACGCAGAAUGUCCCUUGUCGAAAAUGAAAACGGUAACGCAGAAUGUCCCUUGUCUAAAAUAUGGUACAACAGCAGUAGGCUUCUUUUGAUCAGAGUUAGGAUCAGACAUGACUGGACCAUCAG
This is a messenger RNA of Syzygium oleosum, 1588 nucleotides long. RefSeq names its product pentatricopeptide repeat-containing protein At1g80550, mitochondrial-like. Bases 76 to 1389 code for a protein of 437 amino acids. The record is from RefSeq and is a predicted model, not a curated record. The transcript has a single exon. Gene Ontology annotation, molecular function: protein binding. Lineage: Eukaryota; Viridiplantae; Streptophyta; Magnoliopsida; Myrtales; Myrtaceae.